This is a messenger RNA of Porites lobata, 10558 nucleotides long. The record is from the annotation of a GenBank genome assembly. Lineage: Eukaryota; Metazoa; Cnidaria; Anthozoa; Scleractinia; Poritidae.
UGACAGGAAAGCGCGCGAACCAACAUGGAUGGUGAGUGUAAUUUCCAAAAUUGCUUCAAAUUUUAUGGUAAAAUAUCAUUAUUUUUAUUGCCAGUUUCUUCUCCGUGCUUACGUCAAUAUUUUGUGGAUGUCAAUAUUUUAGUUCCGAUGGUUGAGCAGGCGCUUGCUCGCUACAAAUGCGAUGCAAACACGGCGGUUCGCUUCAAACUUGGUAAGAGAUAAGGACCAAAAACAUAUACCGUAAAAUCCUUUUGUUAAAGCUUCUUCUAGUGUAGUUAUAAUUUACGAUAUUGAGCACAAGACAAUACCACUGUUAAUCAAACAUGAUCACAGCUCAGUGUCCAAUGGCGUUCAAUUACUGAUUACAAUCAGGACGUACCUAAUCGAUAGAAAUCGAUCAUCGAAAAUGUAAAUCGAUUAAUUGAUAAUACUCGAUAGUACUCGAUAUUUGUCGAUUGAUUAGUCAAUUUAAUCGAUUGAAAUUGAUAAUCACAAAUUUUUUUGUCGCAUAAUUUUAUAUGGAAAUGCUGUGCAUCUUCAGGGCCACUAGUUAUUCAGUUGAAGUACUGGCCCGUGUUACCCUCGAUAAAUAAAGUUGAUUAUUAUUAUUAUUAUUAUUAGUUCGAAUGAGUUGUGACUCAUUAUAGCAUAAAACUGAGAACUUUAUGAAAGAGUAUCUUCGUCCAUUUUCUUUUCUAUCAUUGUCGAACAAAUCGAUAAAAUCAAUAGCUUAUUACAGAAAUCGAUCAAAAUCGAUAAUCACAAAGACGCGAGUGAUCGAUUUCUAUCAAUUUCCGAUAGUAAUCAUUUGAUUAGUAUCGAUUAUGAUCAAUUAUGUUCGAUUUCUAUUGAGUAUCAAAAAUAUCGAUUAGAUAUGUCCUGAUCAUUUACUGUCUGGUUUGGGUCAUUCCAAAAAAGCGUAAUAGCCACAGCCCCCUACUGACAAGGUAAGAUAUAACUUGACCCCCAAGAAAAAGAUUGAUAAUGUGCCGACAUUGCCACAUUCGAAUGAGCCCCCUUUCCCCCCAUUUUUUCUCAUGCCUCUCAGAAAUAUUCCGGCAAAGAUCAAGGGUGCCAACACAGCCCACCCUAGUAGUAGAAAUAGCUUUCAAAGCCCCUGUAGAAAAUCUCAUCCAAAGGGAGGAGAUGUGGAUAUUAAAUGGAAAGGCCACCACUUCUAGAUUCUUGGUAUAAUGUGCCUUGUGUUUUUUUUGGUAUUAGAAACAGUGGGACUGUUGUGAAAAGGAGAGACACUUUAUAGUAAACAGAAUAACAGAAAAGAAAUGGCAACAAACGACAGUGGCAGAUCCAUGCCUUUAUAUAAAGGGGGGCCAGGUCUCCAAAAAAAUGUUUUUGGCCCUUCAGGCCUCAGCCUGGUAUAAAAAUAAGGGGGGAGGGUCUUGGAUCUGCUACUGAACGACAUGGAUAUGGGUUGAAACUGUGACAAUGAUAUGGAAAAUCACAAAUACAGUAGUUAAAUACCGACAGAUACAUGUCCUCCUUUUCAAUAUGUGAAACGACUUCUUUUGAAGUUCAGACCAGGGACAUACGUAUCCCCUUAAGAGGGCUUUCUAUAACCAAACAAAUGUUUUUAUUACAGUUCAAUGUGAGAAUGAUGUAUUCGACAAAGGAAAAGAGUUUCAGCCAGCGUUUUCACAUCAGAUAUUUGGAGAAAAGUGAGUGGUCGUUAAUAAACCAAAAUAAGGUUUAGUGGUUUGCUGUCACAAAUGGAGGCAACUUGUUUUCCAUCACUUCAUAAUAGAGAACUUUAGCUUUGAGGACAAGUACGAAUACGAGAUUAAACUUAAAGUUUUUGCACGUGUUCUCCAAGAAAAAAGGGCACCCCAGAAAGCUUCAUUUUACUGUUUUUCUCCUAAAACUUUAGGACAGUUAUUUAUACUAAAGAAGGUUAAACCCUCUCCGGAUACCAAAAUGAUAAAACAUCUUACAUUUACUUGUUCCCACCACUACCAUAUUCUCGCUAGAACAUGUAGUAGUAUGACAGUGACUAUCACGUUCUCCCACCAAAAUGAUGCUUGUUCACGCGUGAACAAUACUCAGUAUUGAGAAAAUCUUGUACUUAAAGUCAUCCUCAUCUCAGAACCUAAAGCUCUCUAAUAGCCCAUUUACAGUUACAGGUGGAAACAAGGCUGGAAUUGACCUUGUUUAUGAUACAACCUUUCCAGCUUUAUUAUGUAGAUCAAUGUGUCUACUAUGUAAAUCAUAUUGUUCUUAUGCUAACUAGUAUUUUUAAGCAUAAUCUUCGUAAUGAAAAGGAAAGAGGUUUGUAUCAAAACAAAGUCAACCUCAGCCUCACAUUCAUUCAAAGGCUAGGAUAUUAAGCCCACAACUCAAAGCCACCUUCAUGUAGAUGUUGUAGUUAAUUUUUUAUCUCAGGUAAUUUUUGUUUUUCUUUUGUGUUUGGUAUGGUAAUGUAUGCUAAUGAAGUUGAAAUGAAAGAAAAAUAAAUUUACCUGAGAUAAAAAAUUAACUACAACAUUGACAUAAAAAAAUAUGUGUUAUAUCACAUUCUUUCUAAUCAUUCUUUAGCCUGAGAAAACAGCCAACUUUUUUGCGAUGGCACCACUGGCAAAUUUUCAUCAACCCAGAAGCACCACCCAGAUCUGGGUAGUGACAUAUCAUCAGGAAGGAAUUUUUGCCCUCAUUCCUGGGAUGUCAUUUUGCAGGGAACCAGUGGUGAAAUCACAAAAUGUUGGGUAUUUUCCUCAGGCUAAUUAUACAUCCACAAAUACCAGAAAAGAUUAUAUUAUUGUCUCCUAAUUUUAUCUUCUUAUGCAGUGAAACCAUCUUUGGAUAUAGCAAUUUGGAAGUACAGGUAUACAAAUUUAACUGAUGUAUGCUGUAGUACAAGGGCGAUUAACUUUCUACGUGUUGCAUGCAGGCAUUGUUUAUUCUCAAAUUUUGCUGAUGAACAGAGAGGACAAAUGUUGUUGAAAUCCAAUUGAAAAUAAUUAUUAUUGAGGCUAAAAGCAAGCAAAAUAAAGAAACCUAAAGUUAAAUUGUAAUUAAUAAUUAUGUCAUUUUUUUCUACUAAAAAUUAUAUAUUUUUUCUAGUUGUACUAUCAUAGUGGCAGCCUGUUGACCUAUAUGGGGAUGAAACACGAUGGGGAAGUGAACAGCAAAAUUGUAAAUGGAGUUGAGGUAAGUGAUAUGAUACUAAAUAUGCACCAGUCUCAUAUCGGUAAACACUGUUAAACCCUGGGAUUCUACAAUCUUGGACAAAAAUGUUAUGAAAAAUGGACGUUACCAUGUCUAGUUUGAAGGUAAAGCUCUUGAAAGCGCUGGCAACCACAAAUACUCCCUCUUCCUCCCAAAAAACAAUAUUUAAGCCCGCAUGGAUUAUUGCUGACCUCGACUAAACAACUUUGACUAGGGUGGGGUGAGGGGAUCGGAUGGGCCAUAGCAGUACCAAAUCUGCAGGAUACGCAUUCUGUAUGUGCAAAAAGAAAAGUGCAAAAUUCUAAGCUCUUUUUGUCCAAGAUUGUAGCAUAAUAUCCUUAACCCUUGAAUCUCAGGGGUGUAUUCAUUGCAUUUUCUUCUGGUACGUUUCUCAGGGAGAACUCCCUUUUAAGAAUCAGGACUGUGCUCUAAUAAACAUAUGGGAGGGAACCUGGCAUAUAAUUUUUUUGAGAAAAAACCAUGAUUUUCUAGUGGCCCAAGAGCGAAAGUAAGGCAACAGGAGCCAACAGUAGCUGUCCCUUUAAUAAAGAACUUUGAAAACACUGGUAAAAGAGGGGUUUGUAAGAGUUUGUGGUCCUACAUUUUGUGGGAAAUUUUUACUUUAGCCUGCUGUAUUGCAUUAUUGUAUUGUAUGCCUGGCAUUAGUAUUUUUAUUAACCUCCCUGGGCUAAAUUGUUAAUCCCCAUCAUUUUCUUUUUGCAGCCUGACCCUGUUCUGAGUGACAUUGCCAAAAAUUACCCUGCAGGUAGGUAAUAAUGAUGAUUAUGAUGAUGAUGACGACAAUGAUGAUGACAAUAGAGAUAUACAUAUAAAAAUAAUUAUGAUCUUCAAGGAAUUGAAUCAGGUGGGAAUAAUAUUGUAACCAUUUUGUUCUCUUUGGGUUAUUUUCAAUUUUUGCCUUAGCCUUCUUUUUGUAUCAUUCUAGGUUGUCUCUCAAACUUAGACGAGUUUAUUGCAAAACUUCCUGAAGAAGCCAAAUUCUCCCCAAUGGGAGAGUUGCUUCAUUCAUACAAGUGCAGUGAUGUUGAGUAUGAAAUCUAUAAGGUAAUAUUUUAUUAUCUUUGGCUGAGCCACCAACCGGUACUUUCUUGUAACUUUUCUUUAAGUAGUGAUAACUCCAUGCAUAUGCUCUUAGCUCUGAAUUUUAGUCAAAUUCCUUUGUAACCCUAACUCAUGCUUGUUAGACCAAUGAACUCAAGCUUAAUUUCCUCCCAUUAAUGCACCUCAUUUGAGUGUCAAUGUAUUUAGUACAAAAGUUCUAAUUGGGGACACUAUUUUUACGUCUCCUACCUGAGACUGGAUGGCCAUUUUUUGUGGUCAUCUGAGCCAUGAAAGGGUCUAGCAGUUUGCAGGGUAAAGACGGUACCUUCAUUUUUCUGUUAUGUUAAGACCCUGAGUAUUGGUCUGGCAUGGGACCCUGAAUUGUCCCUUGUUUCUCUCAAGUAUAUACAAAGUGACCUACACAGGCAAAAAGUUCUACUGUGUGCAUCAUAAUUUUUUUAUAUGAUUAAGAGGAAAUUUAAUCCCCUCAAUUUGUCCUCUUGGGAGAUGAUUUUUUCACCAGAGAUCUAAAUAAGUUAGAGUGAGAACUACUGUCCAGUCUUAGCUUGGUGAUCAUGUAUUCCUCAGGCUGAUGUUACGACACCAAGACUCAAGGAUUAUCAUGAAAGACUCCAGACGUUUUUGUUAUGGUUCGUUGAUGGGUCAUCAUACAUAGGUACAAACAGUAACAAGUACAUCCAAAGUUAAAGAAUAUCAUUAGUUUCCAGUGAUUGUGUUACAAAUAGUUACAUAUGUAUGGUGAGUCCUGAGACUCACCAUAGUCCAGUCUAGUCUUUGGUUCUGGCCUCUAGUCCAGAACCAAUGAGCCCCAGUUAAAAAAAAAACGAGUCUGAAAUUGAAAUGCUUGGGCCUUUAUGUUACCAGACUGUUAAUCUGAAGACAGACUCCAAAAAUCUGUAUUACAGUAUACUGAAAUUAAAAUAUUUAAUGCACGCCAAAGGCUAAAAGAAAUAUGCCUAGUUAAACAACAGCCAUAAUGCAUAGAAAUUACAUGAACGGGCCAGAUAUUUCUACAAACACACAUGUUCAGAUCGAUCAAUUGAUCUUAAGAUGCAUGCCAUGAAAUAUUUUGCAUGUUUGGGGAUUUUUUUGUGUCAGGGAUGCAGGAUGCAGAGGUACGUAACAAAAUCACUGAGUUUCUUGGUGUUGUUGAUGGAUAUGAUUAGCAAAUGAUGUAAUACAAUGAUUGAAAAGACACUGUACAAUACCCAGAACACAGUACAUUCCUAUGUACAAUGCCUUCAGCAACACCAAGAAAUACCCAGUAUGUCCCAUCUCAGUAUUUUGAAUAAUCUGCCUUAGAAACAAGAUCAGGGUUGUAGGUAUAACGCCCUGAUGUACCUUUGUCAAGAUUUUGUUUGCUUAAAACCAGUAUAGUCACUAUUUAUUUUUGUGUUGUCUUAUUUAGAUUCAGACGAUGAAAUGUGGACAUUCUUCCUCUUGUAAGUAAUGAAUUUAAGAUUUUUUGGUGUACUUCCUUCUUUUUUAACAUUAUUUUACAUCUAAAAAACUUUUAAAACAUCUUUCUUAACCGUCGGUGUGUAUAUUCUUUGCAGAUUUGAGAAGAGAAAAGAGGCCGGCAAUGUCUAUUACAGUAUUGUGGGCUAUUCGACAGUCUACCAGUAUUAUGCGUACCCUGAUAAGAUAAGGCCUCGUAUAAGGUAGAUUUUUAUCCUUCUUUUUGUACUCCUCAAGUCUUAGUUAUAAGUUGUUUUAAGUUGGUAGACAAAAUUUGAUCAAGGCUGCUUCCAGGGCUGUCAUUUAGAGGCGGGGGCUGGGGAUUUCCACCAGUUACUAUGUUCUUGGCCCUGAGCUUCUUUCUUAGGAAAAUAGAAGAACAAUAGAACCAAAAGAAACCUCUUGCUGUUUGAUUCCCCUCCUACUUGUUGUAUUUACCCGGCAACUUGAAAUCUUAGUGACAUCUUUGUGCAACUAAGGGGCGUGGCCAGGGGACGGGGAUUUUCCCAGGCUACUACAAGUAUGACCAUUAGCAACUUUCACUGGAAAAAAAGGAAAAUUGAACCAAAAGAACAUCUUAGCUUUUCAAUAUUCCUUAGCUACUAUUAAUAUUAUUUACCCAGCGCAUUUUAAGACAGAAUCCACCAGGAAAUUGAGUGUUUUAAUAAUAUUAGUGGACAAAAACCUUGUGUCAGAAUAAUUUCAAAGAAUAUUGCAUUCUUUUUUACAUUUUCCAAGGCCUAAAGAUAUAAUUAGUCAUCUGUAAUAACACCAAAGAGAAUUUCCCAUGGGAGUCCGAGAAAAUGAAUGUCAAAUUUCACAAGAAUUGUGAAAACACACUAGGUAAAAUUCUGAAAAUUUCAAGUGUAAGAUGUAAUUGUGUGAAAUUUGACUUUCAUUUUCUCGUGCUCCCAUCAGAAAUAUACUUUGGUGUUACUACAGAUGACUAAUUACAUCUUUAGCCCUUCAAAAAUGUAAAAAAGUAUGCAAUAUUCUUUAAAUUAUUCUUGUACAAGGUUUUUGUCCACUGAAAAUUAAAAUUACUCAAUUUCCUGGUGGAUUCCUUGUUCAAAUCUGAGUAACAACUCUACUUGACACUUUGACUUUGUAGUCUAUGUGUAUGCAAUUAGGAAUAUAGUUGACAUUUAUUGAAGACACAAAAUUUCCCCUGAAAAUAGAGAUUUGAUUAUUUUUUGCUCUUUGUUUUCUUUACAGUCAGAUGCUUAUUCUUCCUCCUUUUCAGAGACAAGGACAUGGAGGUAAACCAUUUAACUACAAAUUAAACUGUUCAUUUGUUACAAACUGGCAUCAAUAAUAGAGUCGAACCUCUUGUAAGCGGUCACCUAAAAUGUGAAGAGUUAGUGGUUGCUUACAGAAAGUGCUUACUUGCCAGAGUUGAACUGCAGGAAAUCUUUAACAAGGAGAAGUCCAGAUGCAUCUACUUUUUGUAGAGAAUGUAUUGCAUGCAAUUUUUAGGUUACAAUAACAUGAACCCAUGUUGUUUCUUAAAGUUUCCUCAUACUCUGAGUAACCAUAAUACAUACCCAGGAGGGGUACUUCGGAUUUCAAGCGACAGGGAUGAUCGAAAAGGGACAAAAAUCAAAAUGCCAAAAAAUCCCUAGGGGCUUCCGACAAAACCUCCAAAAAUCCAUAGACCAAAAAUUAACCCCCCAAAAAUCCCAUGCUGAGUUUCCAAGCCUUAGACGGAAUGUAAUGCAUUAAAUAUUAAAACAGCUGCAAAAAUCCCCCAAAAGUUCCUAUACUUAAAUCAAGCCACCCAAAAAUACUUGCCAAAUUUUCUUGCCCCAAAAAAAUCCCAGAAUCGAAAAUUUCAAACCCAAAAAAAUCCUUCAAUUCCGGAGAAGCCCCCUAGGAAUACAUACAACAAAUACAUCUAAAGCAGUCAUCAUAAAAUGCAGUUGCAGUCACUCCCAAGAGGGGGUCAUUUAUGAGAGGUUCCAAUAUUAUAAGGCUAUGACUGGGAAAAUUUUGGGUUUUGGAUAAACAGUCGCUUAUGGGAGGCUGUUGCUAACAAGAGGUUAUUGCACAUGGAGGUUCGACUUUAUUUUGAGACAGUUAUGGUUUGCUAUUAUCUUGUCAGUUCAGUUGCUCCAAACCGUUGAUAAAUUCUAUGUCAAGAAUCUGCGGGUGCUAGACAUAACAGGUAUGUAUGAUUAUUUUUGAAGUCAUGACUGUGCCAUUGUACUGUAAAAUGAUAGGAUCAGGGUUCUUCAGAAGCUCUGGUGAUUGGUAGAAAUUGCCUUGUAGUCACUACAGAAGCAUUGCCUACUCUCAAAAAAUAAUUUUAGUGGCAUAAGAAAUUGUUGCCUUAAUUGUUUGUUUGUCAAUGCUUUUGUACAAUAAAAAAAAAUUUAAAAUGAACCAAAUGUGGCUGAAUAAAGGUACUAACUCAGACUGCUCAACCAUCCCAAUCUCAUGGGGAUAGGAAAAAUCCUGAUUUUGAAAUCUGUUCUGAUAUUUUCAAAUGAAUUCUUACGAUAUUUAUACAAGAACGCAAAAAUUUAAUAUAAAAUAAAAUUGAGUACUUGCACAAGAAGCCACACAAAUAAAAAUAAGCAUAAAAAUGACAAUCGAUUUAGUGAAUGUUCUAGACAUUAAGUGUCCUUUUAGAAUGCUAAAAAUGGCAUUUCAGAGCAUCAAGAUUUCAAAAUUAUCUGGGGAGGCAGGCCCUCACCCCCUAGCGGCUCAUGCCCCUUUGGCUCUCGCAUCAUUUAUCAAUGAUUGAAAAACAUCCCGAUUAAUUUUACAUACGGUACUCAAAAGGUUGAACAGUCUGCUAUCUUCAUGGCUAAAUUUCUCUCCCUGGCCACUCAAAAUGCACUUUAAGCCCACCUUCUCCCUCUCCCCAAAGGCCUCUGGAAAGAUCUCCCCCAAUUGGAAGGUGGGAAACCCUCUCUCAUAACUUGCUUGAAUGCUUAUCCCAUAUAAGACUGUGACAUGAUAACUCACCCUCUUCGGUGUCUUCCCAAGGUGGUGUAACCUGAGAUCAGGCUCAAUUUUCGUUUCGCUUUGUAAUAACAUUCCGGCAGGCAAGGCAAAACGAAAAGCCGUUAGAGAGAAUGUAUGAGAACCGCUAAAAUUGGGCCUGAUCUAAGGUUAUAGGUGGUGUGGUUUUGCUUAUGGCCCUUGACGGCAACUCUGUGUACAGCUGAAUCCCACUUUAUGGACACAGCUUUGUCCCUGGGGAAAGAAAGCCUUUAUAUUUUCUCAAAGUCACUUUUUAUGGACCCAUCAGUGUCUGUAUCAACAGGGUUUGACCGCAUCAUUAUUUCCAGUAUUUGACUGGCACUCUGACCACUUAAUUCUCUACUUUCUGUCAGGUUAGAUCCAAACUCAUACAUAGAACAUGGCAGAUUCACAAAGUUCAAAAACUAUUCUCCAUCUUUUUCUUAGUGGAGGAGCCUUCGUCUGACUUCUUGAAGUUGCGGGAUUAUGUAGAUGCCUUAGAUUGCAGGAACCUGUCAGCAUUUUCACCGGAAAACUUACGAAGUGGCUUCAGUGAUAAAAUGGUGCGGCAAGCAAGAGAAGAGCUCAAGAUCAACAAGGUAAAGAAUGAUGUUGAAACCAAGGUUCAGGGGCGUAGCCAGGAUUUUUCAAAGGGGGGGUCACAGACAGGGACACCAUUGGGGAAUCGCCGACUAUAUAUGGUUUAUACUGCUGCUCUCCCUCGUGUAUCAGUGGGCUCAGUCGUAUAAUCGCGGCAUGAAGAGCCACAUUAACUAAAGACAAAAGCCGUUGACGAAAAUACUUUACAAAAAAACAAAUUUCAACAAUGGCUUUUAUGGCCAAGAUAUUGUCAUGGCGUUUUCGCCAGCUGAAUAUUGUAGCUUGUUUGCUCAAAAGAAGGCUCACCAAGGAGGGGUCACGGGCACCCCAGGACCCCCCUAGCUACGCCCCUGAGGUUGUAAUAUUAUUGAAAUGUCGUGGCCUCAUUUUCUUUUAUUUGCACAAUUCACAUUUUACCAUCUCCUUCAGUUACAGAUUCCAAAUACUUAAUUUUAUAUAAUGUUGAAAUAUUACCUUGUAGCUUCAGUGCAGGAGAGUGUAUGAAAUUCUACGUCUCCGUGUGACAGAUCUUAGUAACGCUGAAGAAUACAAGGCCUACAGGCUUGAAGUGAAAAACAGACUCAACAUUCCAUUCCAGGUAUGUAAAUGUGUAAGUUUUGUAUGUCUGAGGUGAAUGGGCGGGAAACAAGUUGUCACCCACUCCAUUUUUCCCUGCUCCCACCCAUUGUCUCCCUCAAUUUCCUUCAUUUUCCCUCUUUUGUUGAGUGCUCAAGUUUGCCCUUUGGGAAUAACAAUCCUAUUGGCUCAAUACAGUUCUUAGAUGGAUUAUUCCAAUGUCAAUGCCAAUUGCACCCCACUGGAGAUCUGUUAUUCUUUUGGGCCACGUGUAGUAAGGUACAACAAUAUUGUUAUUCAUUUUCAGAAAGAGAAAGCUGAUAUGGAGAAAUUAAAACGUUUGUUGAAGCCUGAGGAACUGACUGCCACUCAGCAGACACAGCAAGAACGAAUGCAGUACCUGGAUCAAGUCUAUCAAGAGCUGGAAGCACAUUACAAGAAGACCAUAGAGAAAAUGGCUGCUUCUUAAAGGCCAUCAAUUGACUCUUGAUUUGAGUUAGUUUUGUGGUGUCAAUGAUUAAACUCUGAAGUCUGUUGUUGUUAGAAACUAACAGAAAAAUUGUGAAGAACACCAUAAAAGGAAGUACUGCUCAGCGCAUUAGGCUUCAUAAGGACACAAAGACCCUUUGACUUGUCUUUUUGUACUUAAAUAGCAGCCUGCCCUUUAAGAUAACAGAAGCAAAAGAUCUCAGCA